Messenger RNA from Sparassis crispa, 963 nucleotides. RefSeq names its product Linoleate 10R-lipoxygenase COP4. Lineage: Eukaryota; Fungi; Basidiomycota; Agaricomycetes; Polyporales; Sparassidaceae. The transcript is spliced from 3 exons. The coding region runs from base 1 to 963 and encodes 320 amino acids. The record is from RefSeq and is a predicted model, not a curated record.
AUGGCCACGCCGAAUAGAAAUCAAUUCAGACUUCCAGACUUCCAGGCUAUAUCGAAAUUGCCCCUACUCCUGAACCCGCUGUAUAACCUCAUGCGCGUUGAGUCGACAAUGUGGCUUGAACGCCUCGCUGCAUACGCUUAUCCCACCGCAGCGCACCCGGAGCUGCGCACCAUCUGCGACCUUACGAACUGCAUUUUUGUGUUCGACGAAAUAACUGAUGAGCAAACUUUCGACGAGGCACAGCACACAGCGGCGUCGUAUCUGGGUGGCCUUGCGGGUGAAGCUUGCGACGGCUCAGUCAUCUCUCAGAUGACAUGCGACAUAGGCGAACGACUUCGGGCGCGAUUCGGACCAAAUGCAUUCCGCCGUUUUCUCGAACAUAGCGAACAAUAUGUCAACGAGGUUGUGAGGGAGGCUGGGCUACGCGAGCGUGGCGAAGUUCUCGGUCUGGAAGAGUACAAGCGCUUUCGACGCGCAACCAGCUCGAGCAGAACUCAAUGGGACCUAUACGAAUAUUGCUUUGGAUUCGAGCUCCCAGACGAGAUCGUGCGCGACCCCGUAUUUGUCCGUAUGUGCGACACCGCAGUUGACGUAGUCAGCUGGACAAAUGAUGCGCACUCCUAUGACAUGGAGCAGGCCAAGGGACUUUCUGCUGCGAACAUCCUCACCGUGAUUAUGAAUGCAAAGCAGCUCCCGCUUCAGGCUGCAGCCGAUUACCUCGCAGCAGAGUAUACAGCUAGCAUGGCGCAUUUCAUGACCGACAAGGCGGAGCUCGUGGGCCGUUCAUAUGGGAAGGCGAACAAUGCAAACCUGCUACUCUAUAUCUCCGGGCUCGAGGCAUGGAUCAGUGGGGUCAUCGAGUGGGAUUUUCUGUCAAAGCGGUAUUUUGGGGAGCGAAAUGAGGAAGUGGCAGAGACGCUGAUCGUUCCGUUGACCAUCCCGCAGCUCAAGGCUCACCUCUGA